Molecule: messenger RNA, 2160 nt
Organism: Danio rerio (zebrafish)
Lineage: Eukaryota; Metazoa; Chordata; Actinopteri; Cypriniformes; Danionidae
Source: RefSeq, a predicted model, not a curated record
UGGUAGAGCGAGAGAGAGAGAGACAUUCGCUGGAAUUCCCCCUCCCUGAGACUGUGCUCACCUGGCCCCGCCCCCGAUUCCAUACCUGGCCGUGCCCAUUUCAGCCCUAUAAAUACACGAGGAGCAGGUGCAGCAGAACGCUCAAUGCUAAAGCAGAUCUCUCACUGACUGGAUUAUUACUGACGCAGCUCUCACACUGGGAUUUUACCUGGAAAACAAUCUUUGACCACCACAACUGGAUCCUCAUGGCGUCAAGCGAACUUAGUCUAAUUCUCAACAACGCCAAUGCCAACCUGUACCCUGAGCCGCAGGCCAGCCUGUUGAGCAUGUGCAGACCACCGCAUCUCUCCGAGAUCACCUUCAACAGCAACAGCACAUUAGGCUCCUGGGACCAGGUGAACCCGCAGAUGUGGAGCAGGCAGAACGUUCUGGAGUGGAUCGGCUUUCACGUGGAGGAGAGCAGAUUCGACGCCGGCUUGCUGAAUCUGAACUACUGCACCAUGGAUGGGCUCACACUUUGCGCAACAUCCAAGGAAGCGCUGAUGAGCAUGUUCGGGCCGGAGUUGGGCAAUCUGCUACACCACAGUCUGGAGAGCCUGAAGGCGAGAUAUGUUAAUGACCUAUCUGAGAACACCGUCCUGAGCGAAUCCGAGUUUGAGCUACUAGACAACAUCCUGCAGAACUCAUUUCCCUCCAUGCAUGGACCAGGCCUGGGGCCUCUGCUGGAAACUGUGGUGGUCCAGUCUACAAUUCCAACAGACAAUUCAGACGCCAAAUACAGCUACUUCGAUGAGUACACCAGCCAGCUGACCCCAGAGAGUGACCACGGCUACGACUCUCUCACGGAGAGCUUUCAGAGUUCCCAUGCUGGCAGCUUCCUGAACCCGAGCUCACCUGAGUCCAACAGCAGUGAUUCUGACCCUGAAUACUCGGAGACUCCUUACUCCAUCAGCUCCAAGAACUUUUCAAAACAAGAGCCAGAAAAGACCAAGAGAGGCAGAGGACGACCUCCCAAGCUCAGGGAUAGUGACGGAUUUGAUCACUUCAUUCAGUCCAAGAAAAGCAAACAUGCUCCAAGAGGAACCCACCUGUGGGAGUUCAUCCGGGAUAUCCUGAUCCACCCGGAGCAGAACCAGGGGCUGAUGAAGUGGGAGGACCGCAGGGACGGCGUCUUCAAGUUCUUGAAGUCUGAAGCUGUUGCUCAGCUCUGGGGGCAGAAGAAGAAGAACAGCAGCAUGACCUACGAGAAGCUCAGCAGAGCCAUGAGGUAUUACUACAAGAGAGAGAUUCUGGAGAGGGUGGACGGACGGAGGCUUGUUUACAAGUUCGGGAAGAACUCCACCGGUUGGAGGAUAGAGGAGACCGGUUAUUAAAGUUGACCGUCGGAGAUCGCUUUCAGGAAAAAUGUAGAGACUUUGGACUCCUGCUAAUGAGGAACUUUAAGCUAAGCUUGGAUGCUCUGAAGAUCCUCCCUUUAGAAACGCUCUCUUCCCAGAGGGAAAAGGUUUCACAGAAACUGUAAGCCAGUGUUUUGGCUAAAGUAGGUUUUAUGAACCGGUAAACAGUGGCGAUUGUCUGGUUGUAAGGGCACGCAGGCGUAGCCUGGUCCAGAUAUUGCUACACCACUAAAAGAGUCUAAGUCAGAGAUGUCAAACUCGAUUCCUGGAGGGCCGCAGCCCUGCACAUUUAGUUCCAACCCUGCUCCAACACACUUAUAGGUUUCAAACAAGCCUGAAGGACUCGAUUCGCUUGAUCAGGUGUGUUUAAUUAGGGUUGGAACUACACAUUGCAGUUUGACAUCCCUGGUCUAAGUCAACGGUUGUUCCACACAAUGGAGAACGUCAAGCUUUACGAAGGCUCUUGGUAUUGGGAAAUGAAGUUUGAUGUGUAUUUUGGUCAGAGCUGAUUACCUGAAGUGAAGGUGACGUUCAGAUUCGCUCUGCUGUAUAUAAAUGAACUAUAUAUUCUUCAUAAUAAUUGUCAAUCGUGUACAAAUCAGAUAUAUCACCUGAGAUUACUCCUAAUUGUUUUCUGUGAUUUUUUUGAAGUCACUGGAUUAUGUGUAUGAGGAUUCCCUCUGAGACUGUAUGCUGUUGUAAGGCAUGUAUUUGCUGUUUUUUGUAUGACUUUUCUAAAUAAAAUACAAUUUCAGAUCUAAAA